Molecule: messenger RNA, 2673 nt
Organism: Dictyostelium purpureum
Lineage: Eukaryota; Evosea; Eumycetozoa; Dictyosteliales; Dictyosteliaceae
Exons: 5
Coding region: 1-2673 (890 amino acids)
Biological process (GO): establishment or maintenance of microtubule cytoskeleton polarity; mitotic spindle organization; microtubule polymerization
Cellular component (GO): centrosome; microtubule plus-end; spindle pole
Molecular function (GO): microtubule plus end polymerase activity; microtubule plus-end binding
Source: RefSeq, a predicted model, not a curated record
AUGUCGGCAAUUGGUAAUAAAAUCAAAUCAAAAGAAUUUAAAGAUAGAUUAAAUGGAUAUGAGGAAAUGUUAAAUCUAUUCAAUUCAAUACAAGAUUGCAAUUCUAACGAAUUUAGUAAAUAUUCGUCAGCAUUUGAAAAGAUAUUACUAGUGGAUCCACAACCUGCAAAUAAAGAGAAGGCAUUACAGGUAUUAUUUGUAUUUUUAGAUAAAGCGGCUUUCGUAUAUGCGCAAAAUACACCAAUGUCAUUUUAUUCAGAUUUAAUUCAAUCGAUAGUCGAAAAUUGUUUUAAUGCAAGAGAUUCAAUUAAACUAAAGGCAAUUGACUGUUUAUUAUUAUUAGUUGAAAUUAUAGGACCAUAUAUAGUUAUUCAAUAUUUAUAUGAGAAUUUAUCAAAUAGUAAAUCACCAAAAAUUACAACAGCAAUCGUAUAUACAAUAAAAGAAAUUAUUAAACAAUUUGGUACCACAAAUGUACCAGUGGAUAUGAUUUUAAAGGACUUGAUACCAUUUUUUGAAAACCAAUCAAAAGAUGUAAGAAGUGAGGCAUUAAAUCUUUCAGUACAGUUAUAUAUUUGGUUAGGUGAUCCAUUAGUAAGUCAUUUAAAAACAUUAAGACCUGCACAAUUUAAAGAGUUUGAAAGUUCAAUUCAAUCUUUAAAAAAUCAACAACCACCACAAUCUCAGAAUUUAAGACUUUAUAGAUCAACAGCAAAUCAAAAACAAACUAAGCAACAAUUAGCUCAACAACAAGCUCAACAACAAGCUCAACAACAGCAACAACAGCAACAACAAACCACUACUUCAAUACCAAUUGUAAAUAGUCAAAAUAAUAAUGGUAGUAAUAGUAAUAAAAGUAGUGUUUCAACUACACCACCAGGGGCAUCAUCACCAUCACAUUCAACCAAUAGUUCAUUAUCGUCGUCCCCAUCUUAUGGUGAUCAAGAUGAAAUCCAUUGUAGACUUUAUGAAUUUUAUAAGCUUUCUGAAGAUUCUUCUUGGACAGUUAGAAAACAAGGUAUAACCGAUGUAUUUAUUCCAUUAAUAUCACAUGAAAAAAUAGCACAUCUUUCAGACCAAGAUUAUUCAAAAAUUUCCUAUACAAUGGCAAAGCUUCUUGGCGAUACAAAUAUUUUUGUAAUUUUAACAACAAUAAAUGCCACAGAAUUAUUAGUUAAAAAACUCACUAGAGAGUUAUUAUUUAACCAUAUUAUUUCAUUAGUCCCAAUUAUGUUGGAUAGUUUCAAAGAAGUUAGACCAUUGCUUAGUGACUCAAUUCAUGCUUGUUUAAAUACAAUAAUGGAAAGAACAUUAAAAAUUGGUGAAGUUUUAGAUUUUAUUGUUGAAAUUUUAUUAAAUAGCAAAGAUUCGAAAUUAAAGUAUGAAGUUAUGUUGUGGCUUAGAAGAUUAAUAAUGGCAUCAAAUUUAUCAAAUUUUAAAAAUGAUAUUUCCUUAAUUGUUAAUGCUUUAUCUUUGAAUAUUGAAGAUCCAGUUAAAGAAAAUAGAGAAAUUUCAAUGUUGACUAUUGGCACUAUUGGUACAGUUGUUGGUGAAAAAGAGGUAUUACCAUUAUUAUUACAUUUAGAUGACUCUAAAAUUCAACAAAUUAAACACACAAUGAAAGAAAACUCUGCCCCUUCAACUCAUUGGGCAAAAGCUAAAAGAUCAGAUGGCUUUACAAUAAAUAAUAACAGUAAUAAUAAUGGUUCAGUUGAAGAUAGUCCAUCAACCCCAAAUUCAAAAUUAAAAUCGUUAAUGACAAAUAACCAAAACUCACCAUCAUCACCAUUUGUAGAUAAGUUAAAAUCCAAAAACUUUAAAAUUGAACCAGAUUUACAACCAAUUAAUCAACAGCAACAACAACAACAACCACAGGUUAUUUCACCACCAGCCAAUUCUGUUCAACAAGUUACACCACCGACCCCAUCAAUAGUAACUGAUGUGACCAAUAAUAUAGAAAGUUUAAAUUUAAAUACAAAUAAUAAUUUUAGUAAUAAUAUUAUAAUGAAGGAUAUUCAAGAUGAAAUAUCAAAUGUUUUAAAUUCAAAAUUGGGUGGUCUUAUUGAAUAUAUUAAAGAAUUAGAGUUAAAGAAUCAACAAUUAGAAAAGCAAAAUAACCUCAACACAAAAAUACCAUCCAAUCAACAAAAACAACAACAGCAAUCAAUCCAGGUUCAAGACGAACAUGAUUAUAAAUUUUAUGAAACUUUAAAUAUGGAGUUAUCAAAAGAAUUACAAAAUGAAAAAGAGAAAAAACUUUUAUUAUUGGAGAAAUUAAAAGCAUAUGACAAACAAAACAACGAAUUAAUAUCAACAUUUAGAUUAUUAUCACACGAAAAUAAAGAACUAAAAUUAAAGAUUGAGGCUCAAUUUAGGGAUAUUCAAACAUUAAAUGAAAUGAUGUUAAAGGAUGAAGAAAUCAAACGAACCCUUUUAGACGAAAUCGACAAGCUUAAAGAAAGUCAAAGCUUAUCUUUAACCACAAGCUCGACCGCUAUGAUGAUGAGUGUUUCUUCUGACCCAAGUAGAUAUUUAGUUGAAUUGCCACCAUAUGUUAUGAAUCAAUUACCCGAAGAAGAAUUAGAACUUUUUGAAGAAUUGUAUCAAGAAAAUUUAAGAAUCAUUCAAAGCGCAAGACAAAAUAAGCAACAACAACAACAACAGCAACAAUAA